AUGUUCCGCCGCGUCACACGCGCCACUCAGGCCGUGCCAAGCAUCCGCAGCUUCGCAACCGCCGCCCCCGCUGCCGCUGCCCGCAAUCACAAAGUCGUCGUCGUCGGCGCCGGUACCGCCGGUCUAUCAAUCAGUCACCAGCUCCUGCAAUCGGGCAAGUUCAACCAAGAUGACAUCGCAAUCGUCGACCCGGCCGAGUUCCACCACUACCAGCCAGGCUGGACGCUUGUCGGCGGCGGCCUCAAGACAAAGGAAGAACUCCGCCGACCGAUGAAGGAGCUAAUCGACUCCAAGCUCAAAUUCUACAACGACGGCGUCGCUUCCUUCGCCCCGGAACAAAACACCGUCACUUUCGCCAAUGGCAACAAAGUCAACUACGACCAAUUGAUCGUCGCCCCUGGUCUCACCAUCAACUAUGGCAGCAUUAAGGGUCUCCCUGAAGCCCUGGCCGAUCCCUCCGCCCCCGUCUCCUCCAUCUACGGCUACGACAGCGUUAGCAAGGUCUUCGGCACCAUCCAGAAACUCGAAAAGGGAAAUGCUAUCUUCACACAACCCGCCGGCGCGAUUAAGUGUGCCGGCGCCCCGCAAAAGAUCAUGUGGUUGGCCCUGGACCACUGGAAGCGCGCUGGUCUGUAUGACCCGGCCAAUCCGUCCAGCUCCGCAAUUAAUAUCGACUUCGCAACCGGUAUGCCGGUGAUGUUCGGAGUGCCGAAGUAUAACAAGGCGCUCACGGCGAUGCAACAGGAGCGCGGCGUGAAUGCGCUAUUCCAGCACGACCUUGUCAGCAUUGAUGGGAACACGGCGACAUUUGCCCGGCCGGAUGGUCAGGCGCAGGUUUCUAAAAAGUUUGAUUUGCUGCACGUUGUGCCGAAGAUGGGGUCGCCUGCUUUUGUGAAGAAUAGCGCUCUCGCUAAUGAGGGUGGGUUUGUGGAUGUUGAUGAUGGGACGGCUCAGCAUAAGAAGUUUGCCAAUGUUUGGUCGGCGGGUGAUGCGUCCAGUUUGCCUACUUCCAAGACUGCGGCUGCGGUUACUGCGCAGGCGCCUGUUGUGGUGCGGAACUUGUUGCAGAGUAUGGAGGGCAAGAAGGCCGAUGCUGUUUAUGAUGGGUAUACUUCUUGCCCGCUGUUGACGGAGUAUGGAAAGGUUCUCCUUGCCGAGUUCAAGUAUGGUGGUGAGCCGAAGGAGACUUUUGGUAAUUGGUUUGGUAUUGACCAAGCUGUUCCGCGUCGCUCGUUCUAUUACCUCAAGAAGGACUUUUUCCCUUGGGUUUACUAUAACUCCAUGGUUAAGGGUGAAUGGGCUGGACCUAAUGGGUGGAAAUAG
Messenger RNA from Penicillium waksmanii, 1323 nucleotides. Its product is annotated as NAD(P)/FAD-dependent oxidoreductase. The record is from RefSeq and is a predicted model, not a curated record. Bases 1 to 1323 code for a protein of 440 amino acids. Lineage: Eukaryota; Fungi; Ascomycota; Eurotiomycetes; Eurotiales; Aspergillaceae. Gene Ontology annotation, molecular function: sulfide:quinone oxidoreductase activity; FAD binding. The transcript has a single exon. Gene Ontology annotation, cellular component: mitochondrion.